CCGCUUCAAAGCGGGUGGUGGUGGCGGCAGCGCGGCGGUUAAUGGCGGAAAACUGCGGUUAAAGGCGCCCGCCUCGCCCCCGCCCGCCUCGCCCCACCUUCCUCCUCCGCCCCCGCCGGAGAAAAGCCCGGGAGCGGUGUCGCCGCGCACACUCCAGCUCCGCGGCUGACGGCGCCGCCGCGGGGGGUGGGGACCAUGUCUGUGGCGGCGGCGCCCUGCUGCGGCUCCGCGGGAUAGCGCGGCGCGCCGCGCACCUUUCGCGGGCCGCCCCUUGCCGGCAGAGGCUGGAGCGGCAGGGCUUGUCUAGCGCUACCUUGAGCCAAAUUCCUAGACUGGUUGGUGCUUUCUCAUGGGAUCCCUGUGACUGACAAAGGAGACAUUGUUGUGUGUUGCACAUCAUUAGAAAGCACGAGAAUGCAAUCUGAAGCCAGAAGAGACCACAGCUAUGGAACAGUAGGAGUCUUAAGACUUCUCUGCAAUGACUACAGCAAGAUAUAGGCCUACCUGGGACUUGGUACUUGACCCAUUAGUGUCCUGCAAGCUCUGCCUUGGUGAAUAUCCCGUGGAGCAGAUGACGACAAUAGCACAAUGCCAAUGCAUCUUCUGUACCCUGUGCCUAAAACAGUAUGUGGAACUUUUGAUCAAAGAAGGUCUAGAAACUGCAAUCAGCUGCCCUGAUGCUGCCUGCCCAAAGCGAGGUCAUCUGCAAGAAAAUGAGAUUGAGUGCAUGGUUGCGGCAGAAAUCAUGCAAAGGUAUAAGAAGCUACAGUUUGAAAGAGAAGUGCUUUUGGAUCCCUGUCGGACUUGGUGUCCAUCCUCUACUUGCCAGGCAGUUUGCCAGCUCCAGGAAUCAAGCCCACAGGACCCCCAGCUUGUCCAGUGCAAAGCCUGUGACAUUGAGUUCUGCUCUGCUUGCAAAUCUAAUUGGCAUCCAGGUCAAGGCUGUCAGGAGAGCAUGCCAAUCUCCUUUCUUCCAGGAGAAGCAAGUUCAGUUUUUAAAGUGGAAGAAGAUGAUGCCCCAAUCAAACGCUGUCCGAAGUGUAAAGUUUACAUUGAACGAGAUGAAGGCUGUGCCCAAAUGAUGUGUAAGAACUGCAAACAUGCUUUUUGCUGGUACUGUCUGGAAUCUCUUGAUGAUGAUUUUCUCCUUAUACAUUAUGACAAAGGACCUUGUCGAAACAAGCUGGGACACUCCAGAGCAUCUGUUAUCUGGCACAGAACACAGGUGGUAGGAAUUUUUGCAGGAUUUGGUCUUCUGCUUUUGGUGGCCUCUCCUUUCCUUCUACUUGCUACACCUUUUGUUCUGUGCUGCAAGUGCAAAUGUAAUAAAGGAGAUGAUGACCCUCUACCUACCUAGACUUGAGAGAAGAUUGGACUUGUCACAACAUGUGUUUUGAUUUUAUCAUUGUUGUUGAUGUUUCCCUCUUGCACUUACUUUGCUGUAGCCUUACUUGCCCUGUUCUGCUUUUCAUUGACAUGCAGUUUUGCUUCCAGGAACUGUUGUUACUACCAUUGCAUAGAUCAAUUGAUAAUAGACAAGGAGGGUAACAGAAGGCAAGUUUGGUGCUAAAGGGAGACCAUGGAUUCAGAUAGCUGUCUGAAAUGAAGAGAUGAUAUUGUUAAAAGUAAUGCAAAAAGUUUCCAAUGCCCUGCUGGUGGACAGGGAACUGUGCUGAAUGACAUCAGCAAAACAAGCUAAAAAUGCAUACAAUUCUGAACUUUCUGCGUAUCUGUUUGCUUCAAAAUUUGGUGUCUUAUUUCUGUAUAUAUUUCAGUUGCCUAUCAUUUAAAUCAGAUAGUGAAUUUAGUGUGACUUUAUUCUGUUUAUUACACAUCUGUUUUUGUUAAAGCCAUCACAGUGUCCUUUUCAGUACUGAUUUUACCAAGUAUAGCAAAAUCAAUAAGGUGCAUAUAGGCCAUCCUAUGCCUUUCUUGAAAUUUGGGGAGGGUUAGAAGGACAAAGUUGGUCCUGUUGCCUUCCAGGACUUUUUUGAAGUCUUAUAAGAAAUUUGUUUGAAAGCUACAUUUUAAAAAUGCAUUGAUGAAGCUGUAAGGUUGAGUGGUGACACAAACCUUCUAUCUAAUCAAGGUUGUUUUAAAAAUGCAUUGAUGGUAUUGAUUACUGCUGCACCACUACUGUUUUUCUGAAGCGUUAUUUUUUGCUGUUGUUUAUGGUUCUGCUACACUUACAGGGCUACGUAACUUCUAAUCCAGGUAUCUUAAUCUUUUUUUAUAUAUAGAUAUAUAUAUAUAAUCCUAUUUAAACCAAAUGUGUAAAUAGCUGUGCUAUUGAAGUAUUUUGGAAGUUCAAGAUAGCUUGCUUCUGUCCUUAGGGCAAUUAUUAAAAAAUACAGGACUAACUUUACUAUUUAGCACACUCUUGGGUUAUUAAUGAAUCUUUCCUUUUAAGUGUAAAAAUACAUCAGGGUUAUCCCCUGUAGUUAAUAAUAAAAAUGCCUGGGAUAUUUGUGGAAGUUGUACUUUACAUUUAACCUACUUAGCCCAUUUUCAGAGUUAAUAUCGUGUGAUGUAUGGUGUAUGCUGUUAAUAACAAUGCUGUGACUAAACAAGUUUUCAGUUGAAAAAUAAUCACUUGAUUUGAAAGUUUUGCAGAAUUCACAGUGCUGUUUUUCCAGGGUAGUAAAGUGCGAUAGUAAACAUACUAUUAGUCAUUGUAGUUUCUCUUCGGAAAUAUUUUGUUGAAAACCAUUUUCCUCUGGUUUUAAAGCCUAUAAAAAUUUGACUAAUAACUUCUUGCCAUUAAAUAUGAAGCAUCUGAAACAGUGUGUAUGUGUGUAGUACUGAAGGAAAAAAUUAUUUUGAAUAGCUUGUGGACUGAAGUUUGACUGUGUUUUUUUCAUCAUCAUUUAUUUCUGUGCAUUAUCGGUGUACUGAGAUGGAUGAAUAUGUUGAAGCCAGGAUAACUUUGCACUGAAUAUGUAUUAAGAUCCUUAAAUGCAACUGCUUCUGCCACAGGCUUGGAAUAUGUUUUCAUAGCUCCAGCUUAAUGACUCCUUUCUUUAUUGUCUUUUGUUUUAUACUAUCUAUCUGUUAAAUAAAAAGACUGGGGUACAAUUUUGAAAAGGGCCACUGUCUUUUUAUAAAACUACUCUUGAAUUUCUUCUCCUCCCCCUUCUUCCAAGUGUAAUGGUAUCCAAAUUCAAACUGUAUCUAACCACAGAUUUUAGCUCCAAGUGCUACAGCUUAUCUGCAAUUCACUUAUAUGGCUUGAUUUUAAUGAGUUCAGCCAUUAUAACAUGAAUAAAAAGGGCAGCUGAGUUCUAGCAAGUCUGAACUCCUUGUGACAUCUUCAGAUUGUUUAUGGCAAUGCACAGUUCAGAUCUUUACUCUUAAGAUCUGUUUUUAUUAUCACAAUGUUUUUAGUGUUUUAGCUAUCUUUGUUAUUAAAAAUUGCUUAGUUGCUCUAAGAUAUCUGUAGGGAAGUCUGGGUGGUGCAUUCGAUCCCUGUUUGCCAGCCCCUAAGGGGUGUGAGAAGCACCGCUGAGCUCAGGGCUUGUCUGGCUCUGGCAGCAGUACUGGAGUGUCCUGGUAUAAGGUUUAUCUUCUCUGUGCCUUUCUUAGAGACAGCCUUUAUGUGGCGAUAUAGUGAAACACCCAUAGUACUCUGUGGCCAGUUAAUAAUCAAUGUCAAAAUUAAUGCAUUUCCAUGUUUAAAAUAAAAAUAAGUCCUUUACAAAUACAGACAUUUUCAAAUUUUAGUUUAUAAUUGUUCACAGGUAACAGGCUGUUGGGAUAGACUGUAUGCCUACAUAUAUUUACCAAAUACCUAAUCCUUUCAGUUUGCUAAACAUAAUUCCAUCUGUGUUCUUCUCGGGGAUUUUUGUUUGUUUGUUUUGCCCGCCCCCCCCCCCCCCCCUUUUUUUUUUUAAUAUUCUGAUUUGUUUCCAAAGUAGCAGCUUCUGGCAGUGUUGAGUUUGGAGUGUUUUAAUGUUACAGCUUAUGUUGGUAGUGUGACAUUUAAUACUCUGAAAUUGAAUUGUAAAUACAUUAUUUUAAACUCUGACAUUUAAACCCCCUGCCAUGGAAAACUGAAUGUUUGUUUCUCCUGCUUUUCCAAUGAAAUUCUGUUAUAGCAGCUUUGUCUUUGUAGAUUUUCACAAGAAAAAUAAGGUUCACUGUAUGACUUCUGUUGUGUCUUUACAGUUAUGCUAUUAUUUACUGGGUUUUGUAUUGUCUUAAAUGCUGUUUUUAAUGGAGUUUGCAACAGUACAUCAUUUUCAUGUUCUCUUGGGGUGAUGUCCUGUUGAGUGAGCAUGGGACUGAGUGUGGAGUCCAGACUCCAGAGGCUUUGCAUCUCCUUAGACUUGCCAUUCAUUAGUUAGGCUGAAGUCAGUCUUGAGAGAGCCCAGUAGCACAUCCUGUGCUGACUUCAGUGACAGUAGCACUGGGCUUUCCCAACAUGACAUUGGACAAGUACUUAUCUCCUUUUAUCUCAAUUUAACCAUCUUUUAAAUGGAUGAACCUGUGUUUACCUACCUCACAGAAGGGCUGUGAGGGCAAAUUCAUUCAUUUUGAGGCUCUUCAAGAUUGUGUGAUGAAAGAUUAUAUAUAAAUGCUUACUUUAGUUUUUUGUUAAUAUUUCAAUUUUAUUCAUGUUGGCAUUCAUCCUGAAACCUCCUACUACUGACUUUAGCAUGCCAAGAAUUUGAGAUGCUUUCCCCCACAUACCAAGCAGCAUGAUCUUUCCUCAAAUACUCCAGCUUACAAAUCAGGCAAAAUCCCAAAUCAGAGCUUACUGGAUCGAAUCUCAGUUUACAGUUGAUCUCCUGAUAUGCAGGAAACACAAUCAAAAUUAGUGAAAAGCUCUCUCAUUUAUGGAGCUGGCAGGGUAAAAUAUUCAUAGAUCAGAAAAAGACGAAGUGCUUUUGAUUUAAAAUUGUUAUGGACAGGAAAAUAAAAAUGAAGUAUUGUGCAUUUCAUCUGCAGGUCUUUUGCUGUAUAGGAUUAAAUAUAUUUAAUUCAGGCCUUUCUUAUUCCAGUGAGUUGCAGCAUGCAUAAAGCUUUGUGCGGGUUUGCUUUUUUAAAACCAAAGUUUGCACAUUUCACAUACAUAAUCUAAAAUCCUGAGGAAAACAGUUGAUUACAGUGAUAAUAAAGACAUCAGUUGCUUAAUUGCUAAUGCACUUGUACUAAGUAAGGCAUGCUGUUUGUGUUUAGAGCCCUGUGGUCUUCAUUAUUGCUUUGAUUUGUAUCUCUCUCUUAUAAGAAUUCCAGGAACAUUAGGUGCAGGUACAUGGUACGUAACUGAACCUUUCUUGAUCAUUUUGUCAUGGAUGUAUUUUAAAAUUGUAUAGGGAUAAGCAUGAAGGAGUCAUGCAUAUGUAUAAAUAAUGUAUUGGACCAGUGUAAAAAUAGUUCUGUUGAUGUAUUUGAAAUGUAAGUACAUUUUGUGCCACUAACACUGUGAUGUAUAAAAGAGCUGUUGAAUGCCUUUUAAUGUUGUGUUUUGUACUUUGAAUCAUAUUGAAGAGUUUAAUUUGUAAUUUCAAUAGAUAUUUUAAAUGAA
This is a messenger RNA of Columba livia (rock pigeon), 5527 nucleotides long. RefSeq names its product ring finger protein 144A (gene RNF144A). The coding region runs from base 479 to 1357 and encodes 292 amino acids. Gene Ontology annotation, molecular function: zinc ion binding; ubiquitin protein ligase activity; ubiquitin conjugating enzyme binding. Gene Ontology annotation, cellular component: Golgi apparatus; cytoplasm; ubiquitin ligase complex. Gene Ontology annotation, biological process: positive regulation of proteasomal ubiquitin-dependent protein catabolic process; protein polyubiquitination; ubiquitin-dependent protein catabolic process. The transcript has 10 exons. NCBI's taxonomy places the organism in Eukaryota, Metazoa, Chordata, Aves, Columbiformes, Columbidae. The record is from RefSeq and is a predicted model, not a curated record.